CACCGGGGGAGUGCUUCAGUCAGAGACAACGAUAACGAGGAUAUGAUGUGUAACAGUCAAAGAAACGCGUGCACGGCACCAGGGUUGGUGAUAUCGGAGUGACAGAUCAGAUCUUCUCUGCGGCAUACAGUUCGCGUAGUUUGCUGGAGGAGCUUCAAGUUUUAGGUGAUGAGGGAGAGCCUUGAAGACAUUAUUCUGUUGGAGGCAAGUUCACACUCGCGGUGCAAACGAUCAAGAUGGGUGUUUGCUGGGCGUUCAUGAUCCUCCUGGGCUGCAGGUUAUCUCGUGUAAGUCAGUCUCAGAGCACGUGCCCCUGCCCUGAGCAGCUGAAAACUGUCUGUGUACCUGGCAGAGACAAAGUACGUGUGCCGUGCCCUAAUGGGACCGCUGACGUGAUGAUAUUUAACCUCCUCAGGGACCAAGAAGUGAUUGCCAACCUCACGUGCCACCGUGAAAACAAUACAUUGAAAUGUACAAAUCCACACACCUGGGUGGACACCAAAGUCGAGGAAAACAAUCAGCAUACAUUGGUCAGUUUCAUCCUCACUGGCCUGAGUAACAGUAGCCAUGAAACCUACGCAUGUGAGGGCAUCUUCAUAUACCCUCCUCCCCUCAGAAGACUACCAAGUGCUGUGAGGAUCCAGGUACUUGAAGAAGGACAACUUUGCAAAUGCAAUAAAAACAGCAAUAUCCAUGGUGAUAACCCAAGGUGUGGAUUUACGUGGAUUUGGAUUCUGGUGUUUGUACUUCUCAGCAUCUACAGCGUAAUUUCCACCGUCAUCGCCCUUGUCAACUGGGUCAAGUUGAGGAAGACAGAUUCCCAGAGUGAUUAUAUGAACACCAAACCCCGAGCACCAAGGGACCGCAAGAAGAAAAAAGGGGUUCAGAAUCCUAUGCCACGAUACUUCUGAUUUCUCAAGCAUCAUCUGACCAUUUGCACAGCUAUCCCCACUAAUUUCGGAAGAAACAGAAGUAUUGUCCUCGUAGUAGCUUACUCUGAACAGAACUUUAUUGCGACCGAUGUUUUGUGAGAAUUAGUUUUGUUAAGUUCAUGUAGUUAUUGUUUUGUGUCUACACAGCAAAAGUAGCAGUUCCUUUUACAGUUAUGGCUGUAUAAAACAGUAAUAAAAAAA
Messenger RNA from Xiphias gladius (swordfish), 1133 nucleotides. RefSeq lists its product as uncharacterized. Gene Ontology annotation, cellular component: external side of plasma membrane. Lineage: Eukaryota; Metazoa; Chordata; Actinopteri; Istiophoriformes; Xiphiidae. The transcript is spliced from 4 exons. The record is from RefSeq and is a predicted model, not a curated record. The coding region runs from base 237 to 911 and encodes 224 amino acids. Gene Ontology annotation, biological process: T cell receptor signaling pathway; regulation of T cell proliferation.